CGCCCGUCUCCUGCCCGCCGAGCCCGGGGCCCAUGGCCGCAGCGAGCGCGCUGACGGAUCCGUCGCGGGGCAUGAUGGCUUUCGAGGAUGUGGCUGUAUACUUCUCCCAGGAGGAAUGGGCACUCCUAGAUCAGGGCCAGAGGGCCCUGUAUCGCCAAGUGAUGCUGGAGAACUUCGCGCUUGUGGCCUCACUGGGAUUUUUUUCCUCCCCACCUCGUGUGGUCAUCCAGCUGGAGCGCGGCGAGGAGCCCUGGGUUCCCAGUGGGAAGGACUCCAUCCUGGGCAGGAACGCCCACAGGAGGCUGGGCCUUGGUUCUCCUUGUAUGGAAGCAUACAAAGCAAACAAACGUCUUUACGGGCGUACAGGCAUCUCCAGGGAAGCCACAGCACCGACGGCCGCCCCAGGGACCUCCCCUAGCGUUCUUGCUGGUAUCUCACCAGGCACUGCACCAUCCCAAGAGAGGAGGCCCACGGGAGUAUCAGUAAUCUACUGGGAGAGGCUCCUGCUGGGUUCAGGGCUGCGGCUGACCUCCCCACGGAGGGGCAUCGGACCCGGGGACAAGGACCCGGAGGACCGGUCAUCAGCUCCUAAAGUGUCCCCGGUCUCCGGGGACCCUAGCAUGGCCUGGGGAUUGGGGUUCGGAGAGGAGCUGGGAGAGCCAGGCCCUCUUCCAGGGGAGAAGCCCUUCGAGUGCAGGGCCUGCAGCAAGGUGUUUGUGAAGAGCUCUGACCUGCUGAAGCACCUGCGCACGCACACGGGCGAGCGGCCCUACGCGUGCGUGCAGUGCGGCAAGGCCUUCAGCCAAACCUCACACCUGACACAGCACCUGCGCAUACACAGCGGCGAGACGCCCUACGCCUGCCUGGCCUGUGGCAAGGCUUUCCGACACAGCUCCUCGCUCGUGCGCCAUCAGCGCAUCCACACAGCUGAGAAGGCUUUCCGCUGCAGCGACUGUGGCAAGGCCUUCAGCCACGGCUCAAACCUCAGCCAGCACCGCAAGAUCCACGCGGGAGGCCGGCCCUAUGCAUGCGCACGCUGCGGACGCCGCUUCUGCCGCAACUCGCACCUGAUCCAGCAUGAGCGCACACACACAGGCGAGAAGCCCUUCGCCUGUGUGCUCUGCGGCGCUGCCUUCAGCCAGGGCUCCUCGCUGUUCAAGCACCAGCGCGUGCAUACAGGAGAGAAGCCUUUUGCUUGCGCGCAGUGCGGUCGUGCCUUUAGCCACAGCUCCAACCUCACGCAACACCGGCUACUGCACACAGGUGAGCGGCCCUUCCGCUGUGCAGACUGUGGCAAGGCCUUUGCCAAGGGCGCUGUGCUGCUCAGCCACCGGCGCAUCCACACGGGGGAGAAGCCCUUCGCCUGCGCACAGUGCGGCCGUGCCUUCCGUGAGCGCCCUGCGCUCUUCCACCACCAGCGGAUCCACACAGGCGAGAAGGUCCUGCAGAGGUCAAGGGCCCGGCCUCCCCCAGUGGAGAGGGCAGUAGAGAAGGAGAGCCGGGCCCCAGCCAGCUCGGGCCCCGCCCAGGCCUAAGUCCCUUUGCACUCCGAGACAGACUGGCCACAACCCAGGCUUCUAUCCUCAGAGAUGCUGCAGACUUCAGAGGCUCAUCCCGGUGCUGGUUGAACCUGGGCUGCAGACAGCCUGGAAAGGCCAGUGGAGGAAGCUGUGCACAUGGCCGCCUGUUGAGGGAUUUAUGGGAGGAAAGCCUGGACCUACUUGUGUGUGCAUGCGCUAGCAGCUUUCCCAGCCUCAGCCCUCCAGGGAUUCUCUGGGGCCUGCCCAGCUCUAGGAAGGCUCCAGAAUGGGAGUUAAAAGGUUGGUCUGAGCAGGUGGUUGGGCUCUGGGCCCCGGCUUCUUCCUCUGUGCAAAAGAAAAGAUUUGGAGGGGGCCUGCCCCUUAGCUCAGUUCUUUAAGUGGCU
Molecule: messenger RNA, 1924 nt
Organism: Octodon degus (degu)
Lineage: Eukaryota; Metazoa; Chordata; Mammalia; Rodentia; Octodontidae
Gene: Znf324
Product: zinc finger protein 324
Exons: 4
Coding region: 33-1535 (500 amino acids)
Biological process (GO): regulation of DNA-templated transcription
Source: RefSeq, a predicted model, not a curated record